Sphenostylis stenocarpa is the source of this 1062-nucleotide messenger RNA. The record is from the annotation of a GenBank genome assembly. Lineage: Eukaryota; Viridiplantae; Streptophyta; Magnoliopsida; Fabales; Fabaceae.
AUGGAUUUGGACGAUUUCCGAUCCAUAUUGGACACCUCGGGCGUCGACGUGUGGAUGUUCAUCGACGCCGCAAUCGCCGUCGCCUCCGCGGACUGCGCCGCCGAAUUGAAGCGCCGCCGCGACGCCAUCGUAGAGAGCCUAUACUCCGCCACUGCCGCGCCUCCGCAGUGCCGGAAUUGCGACGAAGGCCACCGCCUCAGGCCCAACGGCCAUCAAAUCACGAAGCAGAACAGCCCUAGCCCUAGCCCCGAGCGGCAACCUCACCAACGCCGCGCCGCCGCCGCCAAUUCCCCGGCGACGCCUCAGUCUCCGGACAACGAUGAUGGCGGCGAGGAGUUGGAUCCUUACGGUGGUUUGUUCGACGACGAACAGAAGAAGAUUCUAGAAAUUAAAGAGCAACUCGAAGAGCCUGACCAGUCCGAAGAUUCCUUGCUGGAGUUGCUACAAAGCCUAGCGGACAUGGAUAUUACAUUCCAAGCUUUGAAGGAAACUGACAUCGGGAGGCACGUGAAUCGGUUACGGAAGCAUCCUUCAAACGAAGUUCGUCGAUUGGUGAAGCUGGUUGUCAGGAAGUGGAAGGAAAUUGUGGAUGAGUGGGUGAAGUUGAAUCCACAGGGAGGAAGCAACACUCUGAUGGCUGAUGGAGACUCGCCUGUGCAGAAAACCACCCAAAAUGGACAUCAUCAUCAUCAGAUUCCUGAUUUUGCAUACUCGCCAAAUCCACACAAUGGGAGCUCAGGGUCUGACCGUAACAACUCGGAAGCAGAACACAAACCAAAAGUAAUUCCCCGUAAUGAACCUCGACCAAAACCCGCGCCAGCACCAUCCGUUUCAACCCCUGCUUCCGCUUCUCAAAACAGACAGAGGGACAGCAGUUUUGACGCCGAGAGGCUUGCUUCAGCCAGAAGGCGGCUUCAAGAGAACUACAAAGAGGCCGAAAAUGCCAAAAAGCAAAGAACGAUUCAGGUGAUGGACAUCAAUGAAUUACCAAAGUCAAAACCCAAGAAUGCCUUCUUUGGGAAGAACAAAGGUGGUGGUGGUUCUCAGGGAAGGCACUGGUGA